UCAAAUUUAAACGAAUUAUUUUACUUAAGCUCCACUCUGGCUGGCCCUAAAAUCCUAAUUCAACCAGUUGCCUACUCUCACACUCGAUUCGAUUCGAUUCAAAUCCCUCUCAUCGUUGCCACGCAAAUCCCUAAUUGAGACCCCAAAACUCGGAAUUCUAGAGAGAGAGAGAGCGAGAUAGAGGAAAGCGCACAGGUGUCGAAAUGCUAGGUGGGUUGUACGGAGACCUCCCUCCACCCUCCUCGGCGGAGGAAGAGAAGCCGAGCAAUGCAACCGUGUGGUCGAGCAGCGCCAAGAUGGCGCCGCCGAACCUCCGCAAGUCGUUGUCGGUGUUUGCACCGCCGCAGACCAUUCUCAAAUCCCAAACCAAGCCCAAGACCUCCACUUCGGCGCCGGCACAGCCCAAGAUUGCAAUUUCCUCGGUAGUGCCGGCGCAUUCGGUGUCGGUAGUGCCGGAAGACGUAGCCCAAACGGCAUUGGUGGGCGUGACGUCGACGGUGAUGGAGGAGUACGAUCCGGCGAGGCCGAACGACUACGAGGAGUACCGGAGGGAGAAGAAGAGGAAGGCUGUGGAGGCGGAGAUGAGGAGGGAGCUUGAGAAGAGGCGGCAGCAGGAGGAGGAGGAGGAGAAGGAGAGGAAGGAGAAGAGGGAGAGGGAGGAGAGGGAAAGAGAGAGGGAUUUCGGAGAAUCGCGGUUGAACAUCUCGGGCGAGGAGGCGUGGAGAAGGCGGGCGGCGAUGAGUGGGGCAGUGCCGAGGUCGCCUUCGCCGCCGAGCAGCGGAGACGGGUUUAGCAUCGGGAAGUCAGAGACGGUCGGGUUGGGCGUAGGGGCGGGCGGGCAGAUGACUGCCGCACAGAGGAUGAUGGCGAAGAUGGGGUGGAAGGAGGGGCAGGGGCUUGGCAAGCAAGAGCAGGGGAUUACUACUCCUUUGAUGGCCAAGAAGACGGACCGGCGAGCCGGGGUGAUUGUGAAUGCUAGUGAGUCGAAGCCGGAUAAGAAGGUGAAGAGUGUCAACUUCAAUGGGAUGCCCACUCGGGUUUUGCUGCUUAGGAACAUGGUGGGCCCUGGUGAGGUUGAUGACGAGCUAGAAGAUGAGGUAGCAUCAGAGUGUGCUAAGUACGGAACGGUAACUCGGGUUCUUAUCUUUGAGAUAACAGAGCCAAAUUUUCCAACCAAUGAGGCAGUCAGAAUCUUUGUUCAGUUUGAGAGACCAGAAGAAACAACCAAAGCAUUGGUUGACCUGGAUGGUCGCUACUUUGGAGGUAGGGUGGUUCGUGCCUCAUUCCAUGAUGAGGAGAGGUUCAGCAAGAACGAGCUGGCUCCAAUGCCAGGAGAAAUCCCUGGUUAUACAUAAAAAUUAACUUCAAGUUUUAGUGCAAGCUAAAUGAUCCUUGUCUAGGGUUUGUUGAAACAUAUGAGAUAGACUAGGGUUUUGAUUUUCAUUGAGAUUGUGUUGUAAGUAGCAUUCAAAAUCAGGAGCAAUGUGAUCAAAUCUUAACAAUUAGCCUGCCCAUGAUUUAUCAUAAUUCAAUUUUGUGCCUUGGAAAGGUAAGACUUAAUGUUUAAGUUAUGAUUUUGUUGGGGGGAAACUAGAUUCGGAAAUUAUCAAGGCAGUCCCUAAGAUGUGAAAA
Corylus avellana is the source of this 1632-nucleotide messenger RNA. RefSeq names its product D111/G-patch domain-containing protein (gene DRT111). Lineage: Eukaryota; Viridiplantae; Streptophyta; Magnoliopsida; Fagales; Betulaceae. Gene Ontology annotation, biological process: mRNA cis splicing, via spliceosome. Gene Ontology annotation, molecular function: RNA binding. The record is from RefSeq and is a predicted model, not a curated record. Gene Ontology annotation, cellular component: precatalytic spliceosome.